AUGGUCUCUUUACGACCUCUGUUGCACUAUGCUGCCCUGGCGGCUCCUAUUUCGGGAAGUCCUGUUCUUGAGAGCGAACAUCGUUUGGUUUCCACCAAGGUCAUUGCAGAGACGCCGGCAGGAUCCUUUUUGGAAAGUACCAUCAUUCGCCCAAACGGCGACAUUCUCGCAACUUCUGCCAUGGGUGACCCCAAGGUUUACAUUGUGAAGGGGCCCUCGUCUCGCAACCCCUUUGUUGAGGAGAUAGCAAGCGUAUAUGGAGUCCAAUCGCUCUGGGGAAUCACUGAAAUCCCUCCAAUUAACGGAGUAGAGACUUACGUUUUUGUCGGUGGCAACGUUACGUCUCUUGCACCCUUGAAGCCGGCUGUUGGUUCAUGGCAGGCUUUCCGACUCUCCUUUCCAAAGCGUGGAGUAGCAAAAGUUGAGCAAAUCGGGGAUCUAGGGCGAGAAACGGUCCUGUUGAAUGGCCUCACCCCAAUUCCUGGAAGCCCUGGAUCUGUCCUAAUCGCAGAUUCUGGGAGAGGAACAAUGGGUCGUCUGAACGUUGUUGAGAAGAAAUGGGAGAUGGAUGCCUUCGCGGAGCCCGAGAUGGCUGUGCUCCCAAAUUCUCCGCUUGGAAUGGGGGCUGUUGCCGCCAAGUUUCGCGAUGGCUAUCUUUAUUUUGCUUCUGCAUCCACAUUCAUUUAUCGCCUACGUGUUGACUGGAAAGGUUCCAAGAUCCCUGGCGCCAAGGCAGAGCUUGUUGUGGACGUUUCUGAAAACUUCUCUGGAAUCGACGAUUUCAUUUUUGAUCGAGCUGGAAACAUCUACUUUACGUCCAACGCUCCUACGAAUGCCCUUGGUUACAUCAACACCAGGAGCGGGGAGAAUAAAAUCGUUUCAGGGGGCUUCAACGAAACCAUCUUGGCUGAUUGUGCUUCACUUGCUUUUGGCCGAUCCCAGAAUGACAAAAAUGUGUUAUAUGUCGUUCGUGGUAGAGGGUUUACUGAAGAGCAAGACUUUGGGAAGGUUGUUGCGGCUUGA
Clonostachys rhizophaga is the source of this 1023-nucleotide messenger RNA. The record is from the annotation of a GenBank genome assembly. NCBI's taxonomy places the organism in Eukaryota, Fungi, Ascomycota, Sordariomycetes, Hypocreales, Bionectriaceae.